AACGCUUCACCCACCCAUCAGCGAGCGAAGAGAAGACUACAAGACCACACGUUUAAAUGUUUUAAAACUUUACUUUUGUUGGAGUAUCGCUUCAGACUUCAGUGUUCCUGAAUUUUAAUUUCAGUCGAAGUAAAGAGACUUUCAAGAGAAGGAGAAAUAAUGAAGUACAUAAUAGGAAUUGGCGGAGUCACCAAUGGUGGUAAAACCACUCUGACUAAUAAACUGAUUCAGACUUUGCCCAACUGCUGUGUUGUGCACCAAGAUGACUUCUUCAAGAAACCCGAUCAAAUAGAAGUCGGGGAGGACGGCUUUAGGCAGUGGGAUGUGAUCACAGCUAUGGACAUGGAGGCCAUGACCAACACGAUAAAAGCCUGGAUUGAGAACCCAGCAAAGUUUGCCCGUUCUCACGGUGUACCCCUGGCUCCUGUUCCAGAUGUGGCCAACCCUGAUGAGCAGAUCCACAUCCUGAUAGUUGAAGGCUUUCUGCUGUAUAACUACCCGCCCCUGCUGGAUGUUUUCAGUAAGUGCUACUACAUCUCAAUCCCCUACGAGGAGUGCAAAAGAAGGAGAAGUACAAGGCAAUACACGGUCCCUGAUCCUCCUGGCCUGUUUGACGGCCACGUGUGGCCCAUGUACCUGAAGCACAGAAAGCAGAUGGAGGAAAGCGGUUUGAAUAUCGAAUACCUGAAUGGUUUGAAUUCCAGAGAGGAAAUCUACAACCAGGUGUAUGAGGAUAUUCAGAACAACCUGCUCAAUCGUUUAUAGCAGGAGGAUUCCACUUCACACCUGUACAGACUGUAAAUAGUCAAGGAUUUUUUUUAUAAGGUGUAAUUUUAUUUUCUUGUACAUAGAAAUGUUCAGUUUUUAAAUUAUGUUGUUUUUAUCUCCUUCAUGGACAACAUGUUUUUCUUAUUGAAAUGUUUGCCGUUUGUUUUUGAUAUCUUGUUGACCACUAUUGGUCUCCAUGAGUGUCUGCUGUCAAUAAAUACAUGAGUUGCUGUUAAAAUACAGUUCAUCAAAACAUC
Cyprinodon tularosa is the source of this 1025-nucleotide messenger RNA. RefSeq names its product muscle-specific beta 1 integrin binding protein (gene mibp). The record is from RefSeq and is a predicted model, not a curated record. Gene Ontology annotation, cellular component: cytoplasm. NCBI's taxonomy places the organism in Eukaryota, Metazoa, Chordata, Actinopteri, Cyprinodontiformes, Cyprinodontidae. Bases 160 to 765 code for a protein of 201 amino acids. The transcript has 8 exons.